Molecule: messenger RNA, 1071 nt
Organism: Cucurbitaria berberidis CBS 394.84
Lineage: Eukaryota; Fungi; Ascomycota; Dothideomycetes; Pleosporales; Cucurbitariaceae
Product: type 2A phosphatase-associated protein 42
Exons: 3
Coding region: 1-1071 (356 amino acids)
Biological process (GO): regulation of dephosphorylation; regulation of signal transduction
Cellular component (GO): cytosol
Molecular function (GO): protein phosphatase 2A binding
Source: RefSeq, a predicted model, not a curated record
AUGGCAAACGAACCGCAAAAUAUACGAGGGCUGUUUCUGAGCGCCGAGAGAGCACGACAGGAGCUCUCUUCGUCAUAUGAAACGAGCAGUCCUACCUACCAAGAAAACCUCAUUACCGCCAUCGCCACCUACGAAGAAUGUCUUAAGCUUGCUGAACAAGUUUCGCUUUUCAGUCCAAACGAGACCUUGGAAGACGUAGCAUCCUCUGAUCUGCAGUAUAUGGCCAUCAAUUACCACCUAGCAGAACUUGUGCAAAAGGUAUUCAGUACAGAUAUUUCCAUUAGGAAGAGCAAUCUGCUACAGGCACGGGGGCUCUAUGAACGAUUCUUGAAGCUCUUGGAUUCUUACGAUCUGCUUGACAAGGCGGGCUCAAACCUCUUUGAAGCGUAUACCGACGAUAAAGACAACUUCUCCACGGCUAGUACGCGGGAUGCCGCGGCAAGGCGGGAUGCCAAGAUCACCAGGUUUCGAGAGGAGAAGGAGCUUAAGAGAAAGCUCGAGUACCUUCAACAACAUCCCAAGCUCGCGGAACAGGACGACCAAGUAGUCCGAGAGCUCAACUUGACAAAUCUGGCGUUCAUUACGCAUCAGACCUUUCAGACCCUGGAGUCCAUAGCGCAGGAAUUGCACAUCAUCUCGCUCGCUCCACCCACGCCUACAUAUGAUCAGAAUGGACCCACGCCAGACGGUCGCCAAGAUGGCAGAAACAAAGACAAGUACUCGGAACGUCUUGAUGGUCAGCUUGCCGGGCUAAGAUAUUCCGGGCCCAUAUUGAGCAGUGAUGGGAAACCAAUGCGGCCGUUUACUCUCCUAGAUAGCCGGCAAACACUGACGAAAAAUGUGUUUCGCCCAGACCAUAGUCUCCCAACCAUGACCAUUGAUGAGUAUCUCGAAGAGGAAAAGCGACGAGGUGGAAUGAUUGAGGGCGGAGGUCCCCAGUCUGAAGUUCGCCCUGAGCCUGACGAGGAUAAUCUCGUCCUGGCCGAUGAAGAGACCAUGAAGCAACGCGCGUGGGAUGAGUACGUCGAGGCAAAUCCCAAAGGAUCAGGAAAUACUCUAAACAGGGGAUAA